AACGACGACUUCCUCCCUGUCUGUCUGCUAGCCGAGCCCAGUCUGGCAGAGACUCAUGGGGCCAGGGCUAUGCUUCACAGCUCAGCAGUGGUAGCAGCCCUCAAGCUUGGCACUAGCUGGAAGAGUACUUUUCAUGUGGGCGUUCCCCUGCACUGCCACUCUCUGGGCUAGAAGGGAAGAGUGUGGGUGGGCGGGUGGAUGGCAGAGGGGAUGGGAGGGAAAGAGGGAGAGAGGAGAGAGAAAGGAGGGGGGUGAGAGGAGGGAUGCAGAUGUACACCUUACCUUCCUCGCAAGACACAUCCUCAGAGCACACUGUUACAGACUAAUACCACCACCACCACCACCACCCACACACUGCCCAGCCACUACUCAGCUCUACUACAGCCCAAGGACUGCAGGUAGGUACAUGGGUAAAUAUUUACUGUCUGUGUUUUUGUGUGCCCAUGUAUAUUAACAGAGGAACUUUUUGAGAAGUGACAACUAAACCAGACAGAGUAGACACUUGUUCCAAAGUAAAACAAACCCAAACAAACAGGGUUGUCAUUUCUGUAACACUGCUUUGCUGAUGUAAAACACUGAGCUUGAGCAGGGAUUUCUGUAGGGUGAGCUGCUUUUUAUGUAUGCACAGGGCAAUGCCAUAUAGCAUAUUUAAUAUUAAUAUAAAAUGCAGUAAUGUUAAUGUUUUAUUAAUUGAGAAACAUAAACACUGGGUAAAUUUUCAGAAAGACUAAAUUAAGGUACAAUUUAUGACUGUAUACUGUGCUAUUUUUCACAGUUUGAAUUAGUGAUGUAUGUGGCCUAAACUGAACUUAGAUAACUGUUUUCAAAUAAAUGUGUUAUUAUAUUCCACUACCAAAUUACCAAAGGGUUGAAAUGAAUAUUUUAAAUAUUUCAAGAUUCAAGAUUCUGCACUGCUCAUCCCUUGUGGAGCUAAAUGAGUAUGAUUUGUAACUUAAUUGUAAUUGUAAUUUUGUAAGACAGCAAUCCAUUCAAUGUUAGGCUAGACAUCAGCUUUUGUCUUUAGUAAUGACUAGCAGAACACUCUAAGAAGAUGUCAUGGAGCAGAUUAUACAAUUAAAAAAUGAAAUAAUUAAAUUGUUCCAUAUUUAAUGAAAAACAAUUAUAUAUGAAAUCCAUAAGUAUUGAUUCUGUGGAAAGUGGAAAGCAGGUUAAGUAGGUGCAGUUUCAUCACAACACAUGCAUGUGUACCUGCAUGCAGAUGAGCAAUUCAGUUAUUUUUUGUGGAUCAAUUUCAUGAAAAAACCCUUGUUGCUCUUUUGUAGCCAUGAGAUGGCCAUGAACUUUAUGAAGCUUUCUCCCUUAUCCUGUAUCAGUCACGUGCUCACUGGCAAUUGACAAAUGAUCACCUUGUUGAAUUUACCCUUUGGGACUGCGGAAUUGAGCAAGGUGCUGAAAAAUGAGGAAGCACUGAACUGAACCUGGUGAGAAGCAACUCUCCCAGAAAAGGAUGAGUCUGCUUCUUUCAGCCUCCAGGCCAGGGCUUGCUCCCUUAGUUCCUCUCCCUUGAGGGAAUGGUCCUGCUGUCUGUCUGCUGCCAGGAAAAAAACACCUCCCCUUCCCCUGAGCAGAGGCCCAAGAGGGGGAUCAGGGGGAUCCUGUGUUUACACUCCUCUGUGGACUGGGAAGCUCAGAGGAGGAAGGUCUGUCUCAGCAGCCAUGGGCUUGCUGCACGGAUCUGUGGGAGACGGGUGUUUUGGCGAGUUGGCUGAAAUCCAGCUGUGUCUAGGCUGGAUAAUGAACUCCAGGUGUUCCUGUGGGUAGUUUAAGACACCUGUCACCAAUAUUUAGUGCCAGAAAAAGCCAGACUGCAAACUGAGCUAGACGAUCUGUUUACUUAUUUUAAGGAACCAACCUAACUGGAGGCACAGGCUUGAGGAGACUGCAGUUGAUCGAAAGUAGGCAUAUGAGGUUUUUUCACCAGCAAGUGUUGUCAGUAUGUCAGCCUACAGGCAUGUGAAAUAACAAUAAUAAUAGUUCUCUAGUGCAAGAAUUAGACAUUGAAGUGAUGCAAAUUCUCGGAUAACUCUUGCAGGUAUGCCUAGUACGCUGCCCCCAUUCAGCCCAUAUUAGCCCACAACUGUCCUGUGUAAAGGCUAAAAAUUAUAGAGUACAGGCAUUUUAAUUUCAGCACACUUUAGGUACAAGACUGAAUCUUCUGACAGUUAAGUGUGAACUUGCCUAUAGUCACUUCCUUGAGACUUGUUGCCUUGUGCCCUUUAAUAGAACUACUUUGAUACAGUCAUCUUCCUUUUCCCACAUUUUCCCACCCUCAGGAUGAGGACCUGGUCAAGGGCCCAGUGUGCAGAGUGCUCUGUGGUCCUUCUGGGUCUCAUAACACUGGCCUUUUCUUUGGGGAAUAUCUCAAGUAGAGUACAGGAUGAGGGUGUAGCCUCUAACAGUCUGGAAGACGGACUAGAGGUGACUACUUAUUGGUGGGGGGAAUGGGCGAAGUGGACAGCCUGCACGCGCACUUGUGGAGGGGGGGUCAUGUCUCAGGAGAGACAUUGUCUUAAGCAAAGAAAAAGAACAACAACUGGUAAGGACAACAUGACAUGCACAGGGAGUGCAAAAAGGUACCAUCUCUGUAAUACAAAGGAAUGCCCCUCAACUGGAAGGAGUUUCCGAGAGGAGCAGUGCUGGUCAUUUAACUCUCAGGUGUUCAAUGGAAAGAACUACCACUGGAAACCCCUUUACCCAGAUGACUACGUUCACAUCUCCAGCAAUCCCUGUGACCUUCAUUGCACUACAUCAGAUGGUCAGAGGCAGCUGAUGGUACCAGCCCGUGAUGGAACUUCCUGCAAGUAUAGCAAUUACAGAGGAGUCUGUGUAGAUGGCAGGUGUGAGCCUAUUGGAUGUGAUGGUAUCCUCUUCUCUCCCAACACACUGGAUAAGUGUGGAGUGUGUCAAGGAGAUGGGAGCAGCUGUAGUAGGGUAACUGGUAACUUUCGCCGUGGAUCUUCCAGCCUUGGAUAUUCCUUCAUUACCCAGAUCCCUGAGGGCUCAUGGGACAUCCAGAUCAUUGAGAGAAAGAAGUCUGCAGAUAUACUGGCUGUGACAGAUCAAGCAGGAAACUUCUUCUUUAAUGGUGCCUACAAGGUGGACAGCCCUCAGAACUUCCAUGUGGCAGGCACCAUCUUCAAGUACCGGAGGCCCACCGAUGUGUAUGAGACGGGGAUUGAGUACAUCGUGGCGAAAGGGCCCAUCAAUCAGCCCAUCAAUGUUCUGGUUUGGAACCAGAACGGUCGCAACCCUUACAUUACCUACGAGUACACAGUGAUGCGUGACCCUCUUACUCCAGUCUCCCAGCCUCCCAUCUUCACUGGCUCAGAUGGAGGAUCCAGCCACCAAGUCUCCAUGGAGAUCAACAAUGUGUCACCCCACAAUGAGAGUGUCAAUGACAAGGCUGUACCAGAGACACAGAGGAAGCAGGUGAGGAUCCAGAACAUUGGGCCUGGUGCAGUGGAUAAGCCUGGCGAGGAGACCAAUGAAGUGUAUGAGGACACAGCUGCUGUAGACUGUGAUCAAAAUGCCCCAACACCCCCGCAUUAUCCAGAUGGAAAUAGCAGCUGGCCAAGUGGAGUGGUUGCCCCUGGCAUUGUGCCUGCAAGCAGACCUGCAGAGGAGAUGGUGGAUUCUGCAAAUUUCAUUUGGAGGAUGUUUCUUGCACGUUGCACGUUGCACAUUAACAUUUCAACAAAUCAGCUUCUUAGUGAGGGGGAAAGCCUCAUCUCUGAAGCAGAGCCAGCUGAGUUGGACUACAGCAGCUCAGAGCAAGGGAACCUCAAUGGUUCAUUUCUUGAGUUCUCUCUAGGCCGCCGCCGCAAUGACACAGGUGAUCUUUUCCAGAACAGGACAUUGAUUACAAGCUUGAGGAAUGGCAGCCGCACCAAUCGCACCAGGAGUCAACAGAGGGUUACCGGGAAGAACAAGUUGAGUUCUGCAGAUAUGUAUCGUUGGAAACUGUCCUCUCAGGAACCAUGUAGCAUGACAUGCUCAAUAGGUGUGACAAAAUCAUUUGCUAUGUGUGUACGAUAUGAUGGUGUUGAGGUGGAUGACUCUUACUGUGAUGCUUUGACUCGCCCUGAACCGGUGCAUGAUUUCUGCAUUGGAAGGGAGUGCCAGCCAAGAUGGGAGGCCAGCAGCUGGAGUGAGUGCUCACGGACCUGUGGCGAGGGUUUUCAGUUCCGGCUAGUGCGUUGUUGGAAGAUGCUGGCCCCUGGCCUAGACAGUUCGGUCUACAGUGAUCUGUGCACGGAUGCUGAGCUAGAGCGCCCUCCAGAGCGCCGGCCCUGCAAGAGCCCCACCUGUGGCCCACAGUGGGAGAUGGCUGAGUGGUUAGAGUGCCCAGCAAAAUGUGGCCACAGAGGUUUAGUGACUCGUGAGGUCAGGUGCUCAGAUGAAGUCAGGUCGUGUGAUGAGACAACUCAGCCUCCAUCAUCCAAGAACUGCACUGGUCCACCUUGUGAUCGCCAGUGGACAGUCUCCAUGUGGGGCCCGUGCUCAGGUCCAUGUGGGCAGGGGAAGAUGGUACGGCAUGUGUACUGCAAAACCCCAGAGGGUCGAGUUGUGCCUGAGUCUCAGUGUUCAGCAGAGAACAAACCAUUGGCCACUCAUCCCUGUGGAGAUAAAGAGUGCCCACCACACUGGCUGGCUCAAGACUGGGAAAGGUGCAACACAACAUGUGGACGUGGCAUAAAGAGGAGGACUGUGCUAUGCGUCGGCAUCACGGGUGGCAAGUUUCAAAUCCAUGAGGAUGAGGAAUGCGACACUAGCAAGCGACCAGGAGAUGAGGACACUUGCUUUGAGAGACCUUGCUUCAAGUGGUAUACAACACCUUGGUCUGAGUGCACCAAGACAUGUGGUGUGGGAGUGAGAAUGAGGGAUGUGAAAUGCUACCAGGGAAGAGAACUUGUUCGUGGAUGUGACCCUCUGACUAAGCCUGUUAACAAACAGACCUGUGCAUUGCAACCUUGCCCCACUGAGCCACCAGAUGACAACUGCCAGGAUCGUCCCAGCACCAACUGCUCCCUGGCUAUUAAAGUCAACCUUUGCAGUCACUGGUAUUACAGCAAGGCCUGUUGCCAUUCAUGCCGGAAUCAACGUGCCACUUAGUUUUUGUCACAAGGAAAAUGUUCAUGCAAUUAAAUCAGGACCAGUGGGUAAAGGGAUGAUGGGGAAAAUAUUGAAUAUAUAGUAUCCCCAGACAGUGGCAGACAUCUGGAGUCUUAGAAUAUCUUGGUUUACCCAUUAAAUCCCUUUUCUGUUUUAUUUUUUUAAACUAGCUAUAUUAAACUACCAUUGAUGUCAGUAUUUUAGUAGCAAUAUCUGUUUUAUGACAAAUUCCUACAACUGUGGGAUACAUUAAGGAAACUUUAAAUUAUUUUGAUUAUUGCUCCGUGGACCGUAAUUAUAAAGCAUGAGCAUAUAUAUGAUCCAUCAAACUGGCAGUGAUGAUAGCCAGUACUGAAUAUUACCUUGGGCUUAAGAUGGAAAAUUUGUACAUUUAAACACAAGCUGGCUCUUCGUCCAUUGCUAUUUGCAAUGCUCUGCUGUUUCCUUGGUAUCUUAUUUAACUGUUACUGGACUAUUGCUUUUCUAUUGUUUAUUUAUUAGUCAGAGCAGGUGUUUGGUUAAACAUCCCAUGUUCUCCACUUAUUCUGACUAUUAUUCAUUAUUACUCAAUCAGCAGCUGUUUUUGACAGCAGGGAAGAACAACCACGCGUUUUACUUGAUUUUCCUGAGACGUAUUAUGUGUAAUUGACUGUGUCCUGGCACUUGAACAUGUAAUAUUUUAAACUGUAUGCAAUUUAUAUAUUGCUCCUUUGUGGCACAGUCCAGUUAAUAUAAUAUACAUUGCUGUUACCUCAGUGUAAAGAAACAAUCAAAAAUAAAUGUAAUUUAAUUUUAUUGUAGAAAAAAAUGCACAUUUUGUUACCUCUCAAAGUAGGAUAAAUACGAUUCCAUAUCUAGUCCAACAGUAUUUUUCACAUCCUAUAAAAUCAGGCAUAUUACAGUUUUUACUCUGAAGGCUUGAAUAAAACACAAUAACUUUUGACAGAUAUUGAAAUAACUGUCUGGGUUGAUUUAAAGUAACCACUGCAGUUCCUCAGUAAGUGUAACAACAUUCAGAUCAUUCUGCCCUCAAUGUGACAGACUGUAAUAUGAUGUAUACUGAUAUUCCAACAUUCCUUUCUUUUCAACUUUUGCCAAAGUGGUGAAUAGCUGAGUGAAAGAACUUGCGCCAUCUGCUGGUCUACUUACAACACACACUGAUGCUUAAUUUGCUGAUCAACGAUGGAAAAGUCUUCCAAAUUCUUGUUCAUUAAAUUGACCUGACAGGAAUGUGUAAUCUUUGCAGUCUCUAAAGGGUCAUUGUGGUGAAUCUAU
This is a messenger RNA of Pangasianodon hypophthalmus (striped catfish), 6408 nucleotides long. It is a transcript of the gene adamtsl2, whose product is annotated as ADAMTS-like 2. The record is from RefSeq and is a predicted model, not a curated record. Gene Ontology annotation, biological process: extracellular matrix organization. NCBI's taxonomy places the organism in Eukaryota, Metazoa, Chordata, Actinopteri, Siluriformes, Pangasiidae. The transcript is spliced from 18 exons. The coding region runs from base 2296 to 5133 and encodes 945 amino acids. Gene Ontology annotation, cellular component: extracellular matrix.